Molecule: messenger RNA, 3494 nt
Organism: Cinclus cinclus
Lineage: Eukaryota; Metazoa; Chordata; Aves; Passeriformes; Cinclidae
Gene: RFNG
Product: RFNG O-fucosylpeptide 3-beta-N-acetylglucosaminyltransferase
Exons: 8
Coding region: 1-1107 (368 amino acids)
Biological process (GO): regulation of Notch signaling pathway
Cellular component (GO): membrane
Molecular function (GO): O-fucosylpeptide 3-beta-N-acetylglucosaminyltransferase activity
Source: RefSeq, a predicted model, not a curated record
AUGAGCGGUCCUUGCCUGGGGCUGCGCAGGGCCGGGGUCCUGCUGUCCUUGGGCGCCGCCGCCCUCUUGCUGUUGCUGCUGCCGCGGGGGCAGCGCCCCGCCGUGCCCCGUCCGCCGCCCGCCGCCGGGCCCAGUGCUGCCCCGCCGCAUCGCGCGGGCCCCGAAGGCUCUGCCGGAGCGCCGGGCGGCGGGGCCGGGGCCGGCGGCCUUGGAGGAGGCCUCGAGGGUAGCCCGCAGCUUGCGCGGAGGGGCCGCCUCCGGGCUGCCGGCAGCUCGGCCAGGGAGAGCCUAGAGCUGAAGGACAUCUUUAUUGCGGUGAAGACCACGAGGAAAUACCAUAAGAGCCGGCUGGACUUGCUCCUCCAAACCUGGAUCUCCCAGGCGAGGGGACAGACAUUUAUAUUCACGGACUGGGAGGAUCGGGAGCUACGCCUGAAAGCAGGGGAUCAUGUGAUCAACACCAACUGUUCUGCUGUCCAUACCCGGCAAGCUCUCUGCUGCAAGAUGUCUGUGGAAUAUGAUAAAUUCCUGGAAUCUGGGCAAAAAUGGUUUUGCCACGUGGACGAUGACAACUAUGUGAACCCUCGGACUCUCCUACAUCUCUUGUCUGCAUUCUCACACAGCCAGGAUGUCUAUGUGGGGCGACCGAGUCUGGACCAUCCCAUCGAAGCAGCUGACCAUGUCCAAAGUGAUGGAUCAAAGACAACUGUGAAAUUCUGGUUUGCCACCGGUGGAGCUGGGUUCUGUAUCAGCCGAGGUCUUGCCCUGAAGAUGAGUCCCUGGGCUAGCCUGGGCAAUUUCAUUAGUACUGCAGAAAGAGUGCGUCUUCCUGACGACUGCACUAUUGGCUACAUCAUCGAAGGGCUGCUGGAGGUAAAGCUGCUACACAGCCCGUUGUUCCAUUCCCACCUGGAAAAUCUGCAGAGACUGCAAGGCGAGUCUGUGCUGCAGCAGGUAACCCUGAGUUACGGUGACCCUGAGAACAAACACAAUGUUGUGAGUGUGGGAGGAGUGUUUGGCCUUCAGCAAGAUCCAACCCGAUUUAAAUCUGUCCAUUGUCUGCUUUAUCCUGACACUAUUUGGUGCCCUGCUAAGAAGAUGUCAUAAUUCUUGACCAGCACUGAGAACUGUGUCUUAGCUAGUUUGCAUAAGGCAGGAAUUGUGGAGUUUCUUGGGAUAGCCUUCUUCUUCUGGGAGACAACCAGUUGUAUUUAUAAAGGAGGUAGACAGAUUCUGUUUAGAAAAGCAGUAAGGUGUGGUUUGUUCAGCUGCAGCCUGGGACAUUCCAAGAAGAAUGUUUGUUCUUUUGUCUAGUGGCUCUUCAUAAGAUGAUCACAGUCCUGUCUGUAUGAGUCACUUCACACUUUCAUCUGAUAUCAUGUGAACCUGUGCUUGGACACAUCUGAGGCAAAUGCAGUACUGGGAGUGAGAAUGUUCUUCCUACCCUUAGGGGUUGUUAGAAGCCACUGUCUUGAAGCUGGAGUGCUAGAGCAGACUGUAGUCCCCAUGGUGACAAGAGAAGGGAAGUUUUCACUCAUCUUUCUUGGGAACAGAAUUAUUUAAGAGCUUCUGUGGCCUGCCAGAUUAACAUUCCAAUGGGCCAGAAUACAGAAGUCCUGGAAUCACUAGGGUAAACAAGGCUGAAAGACUUUCUCAUGAGAAAACCCUGUAUGAGGGUAAGCUUACUGAGGACUGGAUAAGUUGCUUACAAUGUACAUUCUCCCCUGUCAUCCAUGUGUACCUCCUGUGGAGGUAAUUGUCCAACCUGGCUCUCAUGCCAACUGAAUCGCAAUGGUUGAUGAUUAUGAUCUAUUCCCUUGAUUUUGAUAUUGAAGAAAUAUUAAGUCUGAUAAGAUGGUAAUUGUUCCUCCCACUUGGCCAGUAGUUGGUCAACGUGAUUUGGAGAAGCUUGUGCUGGCAACACACGCCCUGUUUCUGAAACAGUGUGAGGAGGGAGGAAUACUGAGUAGGGUUUUGAUGGUAUCAUUUGAGGACCUGUAAUUGUAUGACCAUGUUUACUUCUUCAGAUAAUCUUUUAAUUACCAUAAAGUCAAGAUCAGUGUUCCGUUUUUACUCCUUAAUAUUUCAACAAAUAGUUCAUGCAGUCACUAAAAGGAGAUUACACGCUCACAAGCAGAAGUUCAGUAUUCUAGCAGUAUCACCUGCUGCUGCUUUUUAAAGAAAGUAAACUUAGUUUUGAAAGUGGAAGGAAUGGGCCUCCACGCGUUUACUUUUUUAUUAGCCCGGACUUUGGCUAUGUGCAAACCCUACCUGACCUGAAGAAUACCUUAAAAAAAUACCUUUGCAAAAUCAUUGUUUACUCUUGUACAAAAUACUCGCUGGUUUACUGCUAGAGUAUGAGGCCAAAUUAAGGGAAGAAUAAUGGAAUGCCAUUGUAUGGUCUGGAGCUGUGAUUACUGGCCUGAUUGUGGACCUAGCAGAAGUUUCAGGUUUCUAAAUGGCCGUGCUUAACUGUACUGUGGGCUUCAGCUAGUUAUUUAACUUCCUGGCAAAUGCCUGUAGUGUAUUCAAGUAGUGUAUUCACUUAGCACAGGUGUCAGCCUCCUGAAAUACACCGUGUUCCCUGCAUUUUAACAGACCUUUCAGUGUUUACCUCAAUACAUUGUCUUCUUUGCAUGUUUUUAGGUAGUUCCACUGAGGAGCAAACAAGCUGACUGCUACUUACUACAGUCCUGCAGUUCAUUUUUGUAUUUCUCCUUUCUAUCGUGUACUAAGGUACAGAUGAAGUAUGGAAAUAAGAAAGCUACAGGGAGCUGGAUCAAAGCCCACCUAGCACACUGGCUGUUCCAUAAUGGGCUGUCACUGUUACAGGUGUGCUUGUCACAGGAAACAGAAGAGUAUUUGUGGAAUAGUAGGUUCUACCUCUUUAUUAGGUCUUCUGCUAACUAGAAUCAAGGCAUCCUGUGGUUUAAUUAUUUGUCAUUAAUAGUUCUGAAGGUUCUUGCUAUCCAUUAUUUUUUUUAAAAAACACUUGUUAGGUUUUUUGUUUUAGUGUCCUGUAGCAGAAAACUGUGAAACUUCAUGAGCUCUUGAGAUGAUUUUGUCUUCAAGCACUGCUUCUGAACUCUUCUGUUGGAACUUUUCUUCCCCUCCCACUAGAAGCAGCCUCCUGUAAAAUGAUACAGACCAAGCAAGGACUGGGCAGCAAUUGUGCCAAACUGCAGUUUAAAAAUUACAACAGUUUAUAUUCAUGGCAGCAAAACUAAACGGUGGAAGUUUCACACUGUGGUCACUGGUCACACCAAGUGUGCCAAAGAGGCAGUGCCCUCAAAGCUGGGAGCAGGUUUAUGGAACUUAAAAAGGACCAUGUUCUCUUGGAGGGCAACAGGAAAUGGUUCAGUAUGUUUAGGCUCAUUCCAAGGUUUCGUGUGUUGAGAAUACAGUAAGCUGUGUGGAUCUAUCAGGACACAGCUUUUUUAUCAAACUACUUUUUCAUACAUAAAGUGACUCUAUAAAAUAAAUAUUUAAAUAUG